Molecule: messenger RNA, 1716 nt
Organism: Urocitellus parryii (Arctic ground squirrel)
Lineage: Eukaryota; Metazoa; Chordata; Mammalia; Rodentia; Sciuridae
Source: RefSeq, a predicted model, not a curated record
AUGUUGGCCCCUGGAACUCGUAAGAUUGCUGCCAUGUUACAGUCGCAGGCUUCUCCUACCAACUCAGGUGCCAGCCAGAGCACCCCUGGUCCCCACCACUCCUACACCCCCACGACCACCAGCCUGGCUCUCGUAUUGCCAUUCUUCUCCCCACAGCCCUCAGCAGCACUGCCCCUGUCUCCCUCCCCAUCAGCCAUAUCUUUGUCACUGUCACCUUCCCUGUCACCACCACCACCACCACCAUCCCUGGUCCUGGCCCCGGUUUCCUCCCUCACCACCAGAGCCAGAAGUCCUCCUCCGCGCUUGGAGUCUGCGCCAGUGCCUUCGACCCCAGAUUCUCCCCUCACACCUGCCCUGCUACCCGCGACAGUUCCACAGCCAGCCACGCCUCAAGGGACAGUUCGGCCUGGGUGGAGAGUUUCUGCCAGCCCAGCCCCCAGGACCACCCUCUCCGUCCCAUCUUCCUCCAGUCUUCCCUCCGCUGCCCCUAGCGCUGGCUCCCCCAGGGUCCCUGCAGGUGCUGACCCCACCCAGCCUUACGACUUGCCUCACCCUGGCCAGGCUGUCUCUUUGCAGGACUCAACAUCCUCGGCCCCAGAACCCAGUUACCUAACCCACUACGUGACCUUCAAGAUCUCCAGUGAAGUCCUCUCGGCUUCACAGUGGAACCCUGUGGCCCUGGAGCAUCAGCUGCUGAAUGAGCACGUCCGCCACGAGCUGCAGUUCAUCUACCGCAGGGCCUUCCCCAACUUCCAGGGCACCCGUAUCCUGGAGUUCAGGCCUGGCUCUGGAGCUGUAAAGGCCUCCCUUGUGUUCGGGGGCUGGGCUGUGGGCCCCUCUGCCCGGGAAGUCCUCUGGAUUUUGUACCGCCAAGUGAAGGCCUCCAGGGGCAUGCUGGGGCACCUGUUCCUGGAUGAGAGCAGCCUCGCUGCUUCCGGGUCCCCCCUCACCGACUUAGCUCUGGAGACCAUCUGCAUCAGUUUCACGGCCAUGAGGCCCUUCCUGCCCGAGCUCGUCCUGCCUGGUUCUGCUCCCUUUGUCCUGCUGGAAGACCAGAUCCUCCACCUGGUCACCCCUGUGGUGUCGAGAUUCUACAAGGAGCAUCCCCAGGAAGGCCCCCUGCUCCUUUUCAGUAACGAAGACCAAUGGGUGAGAGUGUCCAUGGAGUACAAGUUCCAGAACUUUAUCCCCACCCACCUUAGAGGCCUGGCCAAUCACCUGGCUCACAGCAUCAUGGAUCCCAUCCUCCAGAAAUCCAGCAUUGUGGCCAAUGGGGAGAAGGCAGAGCUGGUGCUGUAUGAGAUGUGGCUGCAGAUCCUAGGCCAACCCUUCACCAAGGCCUUGAAGGACAAAACCAGCCCUGAGGCCCAGAAGCUUCGGCAGCAGCUAACGAGAUGGCUGACCAGGGGGCUCAGGUCUCUGCAGAACUUUGGCCAAGUGGUGGUGGAGGAGUUCCAGCCAGAACCACUGACUGCCAAAGUAGGUGCCAUCUUCUUUGGGGCCACACCAGCCCAGACCCUCAUUCAGGACAGCGUGCAUCAGGCCCUGUACAUCCUGCAGAAAGAUGAGGGCCUCCGGGUAGAGAUGGUCACCCUAGCCCUCGGCACCCGCAGCUCCGGAGCCUCCCGUCAGCCUGGCACCCCCAGCUCCGCACUCCUCAUCCUGAACCUCCUGCUUGUCACACUCAUCCUUUUCCUGCCCCAGGUGUUGAAGUAG